CUCGUAAGUACAGAUCCAAAACGAGUAAGUCCUUGACUCCCAGUCCAAUUCUUCUCUCUUAAAACUUUAAAAGCAAUGGAGAAUCUAUGGCGAGCCGCAACGCGUCAGGAUCCGAAUCCGGAAGACUACGAAGGCGUCGAUUUCUGGACCAACCCCGAACGAGCUGGUUGGUUAACAAAACAAGGCGAUUACAUCAAAACCUGGCGACGCCGGUGGUUUGUUUUGAAGCGAGGCAAGUUGUUAUGGUUCAAGGACCCUGGCUCCGUCACCCGCACCUCCGCUCCACGCGGCGUUGUAUCGGUGGACCUUUGCCUCACUGUCAAGGGAGCCGAGGAUACCGUCAAAAAGGCCUUCGCUUUCGAGCUCUCCACUCGAGAUUCAACCAUGUAUUUCGUCGCCGAUACGGGGAAGGACAGAGAGGAUUGGAUCAAUUCCAUCGGUCGUUCCAUCGUCCAACAUUCACGAUCCGUUACCGAUUCCGAGGUGGUCGAUUACGAUAGCAAGACCCGGUAAAUGUGCUUCAAAUUUCCCCUCUUUUAAUUCUGAUGUUUCGUUUUUGUAAUAUCAAUCUGAGCUUGUCUUGUAUCAAUAAAGUUGGUUGCUUCGGCUUCUUUUUGUGCUUA
Messenger RNA from Gossypium raimondii (Peruvian cotton), 623 nucleotides. RefSeq names its product pleckstrin homology domain-containing protein 1. The coding region runs from base 76 to 513 and encodes 145 amino acids. The record is from RefSeq and is a predicted model, not a curated record. NCBI's taxonomy places the organism in Eukaryota, Viridiplantae, Streptophyta, Magnoliopsida, Malvales, Malvaceae. The transcript has a single exon.